UAUCCAUCACUUGCUCUCUCUCUCAGAGUGAGGAAAAGGCUGAAGAUGAAGCUUGCUGUAUUUGUUUCCCUGCUGGUGGUUUUACCAUUCCAGGCUUUAGCUGGUUCAUGUGUUGGUAAAACAGUGGACGUAUGGGUGGCAAAUGGCCAUGGACUUACAGGGGAUGGACUCCAAGACCCAGAUCCCUAUGUUGUGGUGAAAAUCGGCGAAGACACCCAAAAAACCAGAGUCAUUCAUUCAAACGCCAACCCAGGGUGGUGGGAGAAGCUCACCUUUUACCAGGUCACCAGUGACUUUAUGAGAAUUGAAGUGUGGGAAGCUGACGAGGGACUCCGCGGUGAUGAUGACCACCUGGGAACCUGCAUGGAGCUGAUGGACUCAAGAGGUUCCAGCUUCCACGUGGUGCAGUGCACUGUGAAGGACUCUGGUUUUGUCAAAGUCUUUUACAAGUGUUACUAAAUGUAACCUACUUUUGGUGAUGAAAGAAUAAAAUGUGAAGAGAAGAAAAUUCACUUUGUCCUACAAAUGUUUGGUGGUAGAAAAACACAACUUCUUUGGUAAUAGUUACAUCUUUUUUCCACUGUAUUUUUUUCUACCUUUCUUUCUUUCCUUCUUUACAAAUGGAUGUGUGCUGUUUUGAAACUAUGUUUUGCUAAUAUUGUCCGCCUGUGACUUUAUGGUCAUUAAACAGGUGAGCACAAAUCCAUCACCUUUGUGUGUAAUUGGAAAAUUGUGUAAAGAAAGUGUUGUUCUCCGUACU
Molecule: messenger RNA, 760 nt
Organism: Toxotes jaculatrix (banded archerfish)
Lineage: Eukaryota; Metazoa; Chordata; Actinopteri; Toxotidae
Product: protein C2-DOMAIN ABA-RELATED 4-like
Exons: 2
Coding region: 46-459 (137 amino acids)
Source: RefSeq, a predicted model, not a curated record